Messenger RNA from Lemur catta (Ring-tailed lemur), 3993 nucleotides. RefSeq names its product oxysterol binding protein like 6 (gene OSBPL6). The transcript has 26 exons. Gene Ontology annotation, cellular component: intracellular membrane-bounded organelle; perinuclear endoplasmic reticulum; cytosol. NCBI's taxonomy places the organism in Eukaryota, Metazoa, Chordata, Mammalia, Primates, Lemuridae. Bases 528 to 3407 code for a protein of 959 amino acids. Gene Ontology annotation, molecular function: cholesterol binding. The record is from RefSeq and is a predicted model, not a curated record.
AGGCGCAGCGCCGCCGCCACCGCCGCUGUCGGUGCUGGAGAUCGCGGCUCGGUGCAGGCGGCGCCCGCGCCUCAGCUCCUCCGCCAGCCGCGCGCCUGUCAGCCCGCUCGGGCCGGCUCCCGCCUCCCGCCUCCCGCCGCAGCCGCCGCAGAGUCUCCGGCGCCGAUGCCCGCCCUCUAGGUUCUGCCACUUGCUUGGAAAACAGCAAAAGAAGGAAAUUAAGGAGCCACCCCUGUAAUUUGCCCAGGAGGCCCCAGCAGGGUCAAUAGACAGAUCGUGUCCCAAGGACAAAAGCUGUAGGCAUCUGAGGAUAAACCACUCUGAAACACUUUGACCACAAAGCCGACCUAGAAGACUUUGACUCCAAGAUAUAAGGUGGUUUGGACACUCUGGAUAUUUGCCUGCUGUUUUCUAGCGAAACCUGACUCAUGAAAUGGAAUGAAGCUGAAAAAUCAUCUACUUCUCGGUGAAUUUGAGAGACGAUUGGGAUGGUCUUAAGUGCACAUCGCUAGACUCUAACUGCAGCGAUGAGUUCAGACGAGAAGGGCAUAUCCCCUGCUCAUAAAACAGCCACUCCAACCCAUAGAAGUGCCUCCUCUUCAACAUCCUCCCAAAGGGACAGUAGGCAGAGUGUCCACAUAUUGGAGAGGACUGCUUCCUCUAGCACUGAGCCCUCUGUAAGUCGGCAAUUGCUAGAACCGGAGCCGCUCCCCCUCUCCAAGGAAGCUGACAGCUGGGAAAUCAUAGAAGGGCUGAAAAUAGGCCAAACCAAUGUCCAGAAACCAGACAAACAUGAAGGCUUUAUGCUGAAGAAAAGAAAAUGGCCUUUAAAAGGCUGGCACAAGCGUUUUUUUGUCCUGGAUAAUGGAAUGUUAAAGUAUUCAAAGGCACCACUUGAUAUUCAAAAAGGGAAGGUCCAUGGGAGCAUAGAUGUUGGACUUUCGGUCAUGUCAAUUAAAAAGAAAGCUCGAAGAAUAGACCUUGACACAGAAGAGCACAUCUAUCAUUUGAAGGUGAAAUCCCAGGACUGGUUUGAUGCAUGGGUCUCCAAACUGCGCCAUCAUCGGUUGUAUCGUCAGAAUGAAAUUGUAAGAUCACCAAGGGAUGCCAGUUUUCACAUAUUUCCUUCAACCUCCACAGCUGAAUCCUCCCCAGCUGCUAAUGUUUCUGUUGUGGAUGGAAAGAUGCAGCCCAACAGCUUUCCGUGGCAGUCCCCUUUACCAUGCAGCAACAGCCUCCCUGCAUCCUGCACGACAGGCCAGAGUAAGGUGGCAGCCUGGUUACAGGACUCGGAAGAGAUGGACAGGUGUGCAGAAGAUCUUGCACACUGCCAGUCAAACCUUGUGGAACUUAGCAAACUCCUACAAAAUUUGGAAAUACUUCAGAGAACUCAGUCAGCACCUAACUUUACUGACAUGCAGGCUAACUGUGUAGAUAUUUCAAAGAAAGACAAGCGGGUCACAAGACGAUGGAGAACAAAAAGUGUCAGCAAAGAUACAAAAAUACAACUACAGGAAGGGCCACCUGCGAAGGGCCAGUUCAGCACAACUCGGCGCCGGCAGAGGCUAGCGGCAGCAGUGGCUACAACAGUUCCUUUCAGUGCUACCAUGUCACCGGUUCGCUUGCAUUCCUCCAACCCCAACCUUUGUGCGGAUAUUGAAUUUCAGACUCCCCCUGGCCAUCUCACUGACCCUCUAGAAAGUUCAACAGAUUAUACAAAGCUGCAAGAAGAAUUUUGUCUAAUUGCACAGAAAGUGCAUUCUCUUUUGAAGUCCGCGUUUAAUAGCAUAGCUAUAGAGAAGGAGAAGCUGAAGCAGAUGGUUUCUGAGCAGGAUCACAGUAAGGGCCACAGCACGCAGAUGGCGCGGCUCCGACAGUCACUGUCUCAGGCACUCAACCAGAAUGCUGAGCUAAGGAGUCGGUUGAACAGAAUACAUUCAGAGUCUAUUAUUUGUGAUCAGGUUGUCAGUGUAAAUAUUAUUCCUAGCCCUGAUGAGGCUGGUGAGCAAAUUCAUGUCAGUCUCCCCCUGUCUCAGCAAGUAGCCAAUGAGAGCCGCCUCUCCAUGUCAGAGUCUGUGUCUGAGUUCUUUGACGCCCAAGAGGUGCUCCUCUCUGCAAGUUCAUCUGAGAACGAGGCUUCAGAUGAUGAGUCUUACAUCAGUGAUGUGAGUGAUAAUAUAUCUGAAGACAACACCAGUGUUGCGGACAAUAUUUCUCGGCAAAUCCUGAACGGGGAGCUUACAGGAGGGGCCUUCCGAAACGGACGUCGAACGGGUCUGCCAGCUCCUUGUCCUGACACCAGUAACAUUAACCUGUGGAAUAUCUUGAGGAACAACAUCGGGAAAGACCUAUCCAAAGUCUCUAUGCCUGUGGAGCUAAACGAGCCGCUCAACACUCUGCAGCAUCUCUGCGAGGAAAUGGAAUACAGUGAGCUUCUGGACAAGGCUUCGGAAACUGAUGAUCCGUACGAGCGCAUGGUUCUCGUUGCUGCAUUUGCAGUUUCAGGAUAUUGCUCCACCUAUUUCAGAGCAGGAAGUAAGCCAUUCAACCCAGUCCUGGGGGAGACCUAUGAAUGCAUUAGAGAAGACAAGGGAUUCCGAUUUUUCUCAGAGCAGGUUAGCCAUCACCCACCUAUUUCUGCCUGUCACUGUGAAUCAAAGAAUUUUGUGUUUUGGCAAGAUAUCAGAUGGAAAAACAAGUUCUGGGGGAAGUCGAUGGAAAUCCUACCCGUGGGAACACUGAAUGUCAUGCUUCCAAAGUACGGAGAUUACUAUGUGUGGAAUAAAGUUACCACAUGCAUACACAACAUCCUCAGUGGGAGAAGAUGGAUAGAGCAUUAUGGAGAAGUAACCAUUAGAAAUACCAAAAGCAGUGUUUGCAUUUGCAAACUCACAUUUGUCAAGGUGAAUUAUUGGAAUUCUAACGUGAAUGAAGUCCAGGGGGCCGUGAUGGGGCAGGAGGGGAAGGUGGUGCACCGGCUGUUUGGGAAGUGGCAUGAAGGGCUCUACUGUGGUGUGGCCCCCUCCGCAAAGUGUGUCUGGAGACCAGGUUCCAUGCCAACCAACUACGAGCUCUACUAUGGCUUCACGAGGUUUGCUAUUGAGCUCAAUGAAUUGGAUCCCGUACUGAAAGAUCUCCUUCCACCAACAGAUGCCCGGUUCCGGCCAGAUCAAAGAUUUUUGGAAGAAGGAAAUUUAGAAGCUGCUGCAGCAGAGAAGCAAAGAGUGGAGGAACUCCAGAGAUCUCGAAGACGAUACAUGGAAGAAAACAAUCUUGAACAUAUACCAAAAUUUUUUAAAAAAGUUAUUGAUGCCAAUCAAAGAGAAGCCUGGGUUUCUAACGACACCUACUGGGAGCUUCGAAAGGACCCUGGGUUUAGCAAAGUAGACAGCCCCGUUCUUUGGUAAAACUGGGAACAUAGAGCUAGCCACAUAUCACACUCAGAAUGAAUAAAUAACUAUGCACAAUUAUGUUUCUUAUAGCUACGCGUGGUUUCUGGGUCGACUGAAAACCUACCAUUUGCUUUUCUAUUCAUCUUUAUAACGGACUUUCAGAAGUGCAUUAGAUAAGGCCCCUAACCACUUUUGGAUCCUUUCUGUUUUGCUGCAACCAUAUUCCUUAAAAAAAAACAUCCACACCCUCCUAGGAAAGCAGAAUAAAAGGAGCAUAAUACAAAAUCCAAAGUCUGAAGAGUUUGUAAAGAAAAAAAAAUAGUAACUGGUGCUUAAAGCUGAUCAAGAGAGUUAAAAACAGCGUAUAAGCCUCGCGUUCGGUCCGUUGUCGGGAAGCACCAUCCCUCACCGUAGGAGCUCCUGGGCCGCAGCAGUCAGUCAGCUCGGACUUCGAGUGUGUCUGUUCGAUGUGCUGUGCUUGUGCUGGCCUUGUCAAAAAAGACGUGAUGCUUCUCAGAUCCUGUUCCAUCUGUAUGCCAUUGUUCAUGCCUUAAGAUAUGCAAAGAUGUACAAUAAAUCAUUUUUUAAAUGUGUGCUCAUA